Rotaria sp. Silwood2 is the source of this 612-nucleotide messenger RNA. The record is from the annotation of a GenBank genome assembly. NCBI's taxonomy places the organism in Eukaryota, Metazoa, Rotifera, Eurotatoria, Philodinida, Philodinidae.
AUGAAUUCUAAAGCUACAUGUACUGAAGGUGAAAAUUUAGACCGAAAUCAAUUAAUUGAAUAUAAUCGACGAAGAAGAAUGGAAAAAACUGAAACUGUAUUUUAUUUUAUUUCAUUAAUUCAUAUUGAAUUUUCUGUAUUUAGAUUCAAUCAGUUAAUCUUAAAAUAUUCUCAAAGAACAUAUUUAUCUUUAUCAUCAAAUGAUCGAACAUUAUUAGCAAAUAUAUUACAUGCGUAUGAAAAAACCUGUGUUUCGUUAAAAUUUCAUAAACUUUUAAAAAUGCCUAAUGAUAAUACAUUAUCAUUACAAAAAUUUAUGAAUUCUUUUACACAUAUGUAUAAAGCAUUAAUUGAUUAUUUUAAAUAUAUACCUGAAUUUUCAAAUUUAUCUAUUGAAAUAAAAAUUAGUUUAUUAAAAAGUAAUUUUAAUCAAACAUUUCUUCUUAAUAAUGCAUUAAUUAUACAUGCAACAGGUGUUGUUGAUAAUAUAAAUUCAGUUGAAUUUAAAAAUGUUUUUCCGAUAGAUUUAUUUAUUGAAUUAAACCAUUGUGCCAUGGGUCUUAAUCCGUUUGUUUAUGAUCCUAUUUUUCUGAAAUUAAUAUUAAUUGUAUAA